Molecule: messenger RNA, 987 nt
Organism: Populus trichocarpa (black cottonwood)
Lineage: Eukaryota; Viridiplantae; Streptophyta; Magnoliopsida; Malpighiales; Salicaceae
Exons: 2
Coding region: 169-777 (202 amino acids)
Source: RefSeq, a predicted model, not a curated record
AAAAAAAAUGUGUUCAGAAGGCGUUAAAGUAAUCAAUCCCUUAUCCAGACAGAAUCCACGGUUCCCUUUUCCCGCCAUCCCUGAAACUCCAAUCCUUCCUUCCUUGUUGCCCCGCCUUCUUCUUCUUCUUCUGAUAAAAACAAGACGAAGAAGAAGAAAGGUAAACCAAUGAGGCUCUCCUUAAUGCCAUCCUUAUCCACUCCACCAAAAUGUCAGAAUGUAACCAUCAAUAAUAAUUACAAUAAUAUUCCUUUCUCGGUUAUCAACAAUGGCAACCCCCUCCUCCCAAUUCGCACACUAGUUGCUUCUUCUCACUAUCCAAUCUUGUCUAAUUCAACCCCAAAUUCUCGACCGCCCACUGAUGUUAUUAUAACAAGAUGCCAGUCUUCUUUUUCAACCCCACAAAACAGUCAAGAAGAUGGCGAUGAUGAUGAAGAAGAAGAAUCCCUUGUUCAAGACCUUAGGGUCCCUACUCAUUGGUUGCUCCCUUCCAAGGCAAUGGAAGAAUCGCAGUGGCUCAAGGUUACCCUGCAUAAAUGGUUGGAUGAUGAGUACUGCCCCGAGGAAACCAAUGUUGAGAUCAGUAAGGUUGCUGCUCAAUCAUACUACGAGUCUUUGCUAGAGAAACAAACAGACCUGGGUGUCAUCUUGUUGAACAUGGCUAGAAAUUUGGAAUCUAUCUCCUAUAAAGAAAGCUUUCAUGGGGCAUUUUCGUCAGCUAAUGCAGCUGUGAACUUGAUUGUCCAACGGAUAGAGCUUCAAGGUAAAACUUUCUGAGUAUUUUUAGAUACCAACGGUUUUGCAGGACACUAUUGCUUGUUCUAUUUGUCUCUUUCUUUUUAGUUUUUGCAUUUCUAUGGGAAUGGCACUCUCUCUUCCCGCAGAGAAAUACACAAAAGGAAGAAAUAGAAUGGGAAAGUAUGUUUUACUUGAAAGAACUACGAUUUCUAAGUUGCAAUUGAUUGUGAUUUGAAUCUUAAGACUCUA